AUGUGCAUUGCAAGCAAUAUGCAGCAGGAUGUCCUUGGAGUCUCCGUAUUGUCCUCCGACCGAAUCUCAGAUAUUGACUGGUCCAGUAGAUUCAACAAGAAAAUAUGGUUACAACAUUGUGAUAGCGGUCGCAGGCUUGGGCACAUUACAACAAAGCUCUCUGAGUGCAUGAAAGCUGUUUUGAAAGGUCUUGUGAUAAUUGAUGAUUUGAUUACUGCAUUAUCGUCCUUUUGCACCUUUGUUGUCAAUUCAUAUGUAGAUCUUAAUGAUGCUUACCUGGGUAUCCCUUCAAGUGUCCCAAGCUACAGAUUACUCCUGAGAAUGGCUUAUCCGAGAGUGACACUGAUAAACUAUUGUCACUCCUCCAUGAUCAGUUGGAGGCAGGGAAGCAACUUUCAACUCAGCGAGGCUAUCUUUGCUUUCGACCAAAACAUAUUAUUAAUCUUGAGUGCGAGGGUAUGGGAAUGUGAAGGGAGAAGGAAGAAGGAAGAAGGAAGAAGGGAGAAGGAAGCAGGCAAAAACCUUGGUACCGUAGCAGAGCACAUAGCGUGGGAAACCCCAAAUGCAGCUGCAGCAGCAACAACUUGUUCUCUCUGUGUCUCGUUUGCACUCCGCCCUCGCCCUCCACCUUCCACUCUCCUCCUCUUACCCUUUGCGGCAUCUCCUGACAAAGAGAUAGCAGCGGAGAAAGUCUUGAAGGAAUUUCAUGCCACAAUUGAAAAUGUGGCAGCAUCAAGUGUCAAAGGUUAUGCUGCAUAUAUUGAUAAGAUGUGCAAGAUUGGAAAUUUUUCUGCUGUGAGUCAAAUGCUACAAGCUUUACAAGACAGGAACAUUUCUGUUCCCCCUAAUGUGUAUAUUGUCUUGUUAGCAGAGGCAAGUCAGAAGAAUGACAUAGACCUUUCGUGUCAAGCCUUCAAGAAAUUAUUGCUGUCCUGUAAAUCCCCAAGUGCAUCUUCAUGUCUUAGUUUUGCCCAGGCUUUCACAAAAGCCAAUGGUUGUAUCGAGCUACUCAGAUUCAUUGAAGAAGUAUCAGAAAUAACUUGUUCGAGUACAUCAUUUGUAAACAAGAUCAUUUUCGCCCUUGUCAAAAGUGGACAGAAGGAUAAGGCCUUGGUGAUAUUUGAUUAUCUUAAGAGUCGUAACUAUAGUCUUGACUUGGUCACAUAUAAUAUUGUUCUAGAUAUAUUGGGCCGUACAGGUCGUGUGGAUGAAAUGCUUGAUGUGUUUACAACCAUGAAGGAAGCUGGUUUUGUUCCGGAUAUUGUUUCUUAUAAUACUGUAUUGAAUGGCUUGCGGAAGGCGGGAAGAACAGACAUGUGUAUUGUGUAUUUUAAGGAAAUGAGUGAGAAUGGCAUCGAACCGGAUUUGCUUACAUAUACUGCAUUAAUUGAGAGUUUCGGCAGAUCAGGAAAUGCUGAGGAAUCUUUGAAAUGCUUCAGGGAGAUGAAACUGAAGGGGAUCCUCCCUUCAAUAUACAUCUAUCGAUCUCUAAUCAAUAAUUUAAACAAAUCAGGAAAGGUUGAGUUGGCAAAAGAGCUUCUAGAGGAGAUGAAUUUGUCUUCUACUCGUCUAGCUGGUCCCGAAGAUUUCAAGCAUAAAAGAAGACAAAGAAACAGGCUGGCCGAGGGUCCCGAAGUUCGUUAGUUAUGUUGGUAUGCUGUUCUCUGUCAUUUCUUAGUUGUAAUAGCAUUGCCAUAGGAAGCUGACCCUCAUGCAUGUCUUUGAGGUUGAAUUGUUAGAUAUGUGCAAAGGAAAAGUGUAAUAUUGAAUAUUGAUCAAUUCAUUUUGUUCUUUACUUAUUGGAAUGAUCAGCUAAUUUGUUGAGGCACAUAAUGAAUUUGCUUCUUCCAACA
Messenger RNA from Arachis ipaensis, 1853 nucleotides. NCBI's taxonomy places the organism in Eukaryota, Viridiplantae, Streptophyta, Magnoliopsida, Fabales, Fabaceae. The record is from RefSeq and is a predicted model, not a curated record.